This is a messenger RNA of Nannospalax galili (Upper Galilee mountains blind mole rat), 927 nucleotides long. Its product is annotated as olfactory receptor 140-like. The record is from RefSeq and is a predicted model, not a curated record. The coding region runs from base 1 to 927 and encodes 308 amino acids. Gene Ontology annotation, cellular component: membrane. Gene Ontology annotation, molecular function: G protein-coupled receptor activity; olfactory receptor activity. The transcript has a single exon. Gene Ontology annotation, biological process: G protein-coupled receptor signaling pathway. NCBI's taxonomy places the organism in Eukaryota, Metazoa, Chordata, Mammalia, Rodentia, Spalacidae.
AUGGAACACCUCAUGUCUCCCAAUAAUGUGACUGAGUUUAUUCUCUUAGGAUUAACUCAGAAUCCACACUGGCAGAAAAUACUCUUCGUUGUAUUUCUGUUCAUUUUCCUGUUUACAGUGCUGGCUAACCUGUUCAUUGUAGUCACCAUCUCCCUCAGCCCCACCCUUUCGGCUCCCAUGUACUUUUUUCUCACUUUCUUGUCCUUCAUCGAUGCCUUCUACACCUCUGUCACCACCCCCAAAAUGAUCAUUGACCUGCUCUACCAGACGAGAACAAUCUCCUUGGGUGGCUGCCUAACUCAGCUCUUUGUGGAGCACUGCCUGGGAGGAUCAGAGAUCAUCCUCCUCAUUGUCAUGGCCUAUGACCGCUAUGUGGCCAUCUGCAAGCCUCUGCACUACAUGACCAUCAUGCGGCAGGGACUCUGCCGCCUCCUGGUGGUGGUAGCCUGGAUUGGAGGGAUCCUGCACGCAAUCAUGCAAAUAUUUUUCAUGAUCAACCUGCCCUUCUGUGGUCCCAAUGUCAUUGACCACUUCAUGUGCGAUCUCUUCCCACUUUUAAAACUUGCCUGCAGUGACACCCGCAGGCUGGGCGUGGUAGUGGCGGCCAACAGCGGGGCCAUGUGCUUGCUUAUUUUUACCAUGCUGCUCAUCUCCUACAUGGUCAUCCUGAGCUCCUUGAAAUCUCACGGCUCUGAAGGACGGCGCAAAGCCCUCUCCACUUGUGGCUCUCACUUUACCGUAGUGGUUCUGUUCUUUGUGCCUUGCAUAUUUACUUACAUGCGCCCUGUGGCAACCUACCCUGUGGACAAACUGGUUACUGUAUUCUUUGCAAUCCUCACUCCCAUGUUAAAUCCCAUCAUUUACACAGCAAGGAACACAGAGGUAAAGAAUGCCAUGAGGAGUCUGCUGAAGACGAGUGUAACUUAA